AUAGAUCCGUUGCGAAUUCAUCAAAGCGCAAGGGAUAUAUAUACAUAAAGAAAUGGCGAGAAAGAUUGUUUUCUCUUCACUACAAUGGUUGGAUUCUCGCUUAUGUUGGGAAGUUACCAUCUCCUUGCUCGGACUAUUCAUUCUUAGUUGCAUAUUUCAGAGACUCUUCAACAAGGGUCCAAUGCUAUGGCCAUUUUUUGGGAUAACACCUUCGAUUCUCCUUCAUAUCAACAACCUUUAUGAUUGGAUGACCGAGUCUUUGAUCAAAGCUGGGGGAACCUUCCACUUCAGGGGAGUGUGGAUUGGAGGGGUCUUUGGAAUCAUGACUGCUGAUCCUUCCAACAUUGAAUACAUGCUUAAAUCAAAGCUCGAGAAUUUUCCUAAAGGUAAGUACUACAGAGAGAGGUUUUCUGACUUUCUUGGGGAUGGUAUUUUUAAUGCUGACGAUGAAUUAUGGAAGGGACAAAGGCGAAUUGCAACCUCUGAGAUGCAUUCUAGGUUCUUUGUUGAGCGCUCAUUUCAAACCAUGAAAGACUUGGUGCACCAGAAGCUGCUGAAAGUAUUAGAGAAGCUGUCGGAGUCGGAGGGUCGCUUUGAUCUCCAAGGAGUUCUUCUUCGCUUUACUUUUGAUAACAUCUGCACUGCUGCUUUUGGUACUGAUCCUGGGUGCCUGGCACUUGAUUUACCUGAAGUUCCUUUCGCAAAAGCUUUCGAAGAAGCCGCAGAACUGAGUAUGUUCAGAUUUAUUUUGCCACCCUUUGUAUGGAAGCCCAUGAGAUACUUUGGGAUCGGAUACGAGAAGCGGCUCAAAGAGGCAAUAAAAAUAGUGCAUGAUUUUGCCGAGAAGACUGUGGCACGUCGAAGGAAUGAUUUCAUCAAGUUUGGAAGCUUGAAUGAUGAUCAUCAUUCUGAUCUCUUGUCAAGACUUGUUCAAGAAUCUGAGCUAGAUAAUUAUAAGAACAUGCAUUUUUCAGACAAACUUCUGAGAGAUUUCUGCAUUAGUUUAAUCUUAGCAGGGCGAGACACGAGCUCUGUGGCAUUGACAUGGUUCUUCUGGUUGAUACAAAAGAACCCAGAAGUAGAAAGCAGAAUUGUGUGUGAGAUUAAUGAAGUAUUGGGUUGUCGCAAGUCUUAUAAGAAUGAACUAGACGACGUAGUUUUUACGUUGGAAGAACUGAAAAGUAUGGUGUAUUUACAGGCAGCAUUAUCAGAAUCUCUAAGGCUUUAUCCUUCAGUGCCAAUUGACGUGAAAGAAGUCAUAGAAGACGAUGUUUUUCCGGACGGUACCGUGGUUAAAAAGGGAGCUCGGGUUUUCUACUGGAUUUUCUCAAUGGCGAGAAUGGAAUCCAUAUGGGGAAAAGACUGCUCAGAGUUUAAGCCAGAGAGGUGGAUUAAAGAUGGGAAGUUUGUGAGCGAGAACCAGUACAAGUACGCUGUGUUUAAUGCCGGUCCAAGAUUGUGUCUGGGGAAGAAGUUUGCUUACAUGCAGAUGAAAAUGGUAGCUGCUUCGAUCCUGUUCAGGUAUGAAGUUAAGGUUGUGGAAGAUCAUAAAGUUGCUCCUAAAGUGACAACCACUCUUUACAUGAAGAAUGGUUUGCUGGUUACUCUCAAGCCUAGGUUGGUCGAUCGCCGAUGAAUAGUCUUUUUAAGUACUUGUUUCGGAUUGAUGUAUGAAAUUUAACUUUUAGCUGUAGAGCUUUUAAUUGCAGAACUAUAUAAAGAAGUUUGUUUUACUAUUGAAAAAUUACUUACUAUUUGGUAAUGAUA
Juglans microcarpa x Juglans regia is the source of this 1767-nucleotide messenger RNA. Its product is annotated as cytochrome P450 86B1-like. The record is from RefSeq and is a predicted model, not a curated record. Bases 53 to 1636 code for a protein of 527 amino acids. The transcript has a single exon. Lineage: Eukaryota; Viridiplantae; Streptophyta; Magnoliopsida; Fagales; Juglandaceae. Gene Ontology annotation, molecular function: heme binding; oxidoreductase activity, acting on paired donors, with incorporation or reduction of molecular oxygen; iron ion binding.